Molecule: messenger RNA, 764 nt
Organism: Engraulis encrasicolus (European anchovy)
Lineage: Eukaryota; Metazoa; Chordata; Actinopteri; Clupeiformes; Engraulidae
Product: E3 ubiquitin-protein ligase TRIM47-like
Exons: 2
Coding region: 138-752 (204 amino acids)
Molecular function (GO): zinc ion binding
Source: RefSeq, a predicted model, not a curated record
CUUUCAUGCUUUCGGUUUCAUUUCAGGCUGCACGUAGGCUAUCAAAAACGCUUAAUCAGUGGGUCCAGGAGGACAGAAAAACGAAACACCAUCGUAUGAAGAUUCUACAUCCCUGUUGAAUCUGCAAGUCAAGUGAAAUGGCUGAGGCAGCACUUCAUGAUCUUUAUCAGUGUCCAGUGUGUCUAGAUAUACUGAAGGACCCGGUCACUAUACCAUGUGGACACAGUUAUUGUCAUAACUGCAUAAGUGGCUGCUGGAAUCAGACAGCUCAGACAGGUGUGUACAGCUGUCCUCAGUGUAGAGAGACGUUCAGCCCAAGACCUGCUCUGAAGAAAAGUACUGUCUUGGCUGAGCUGAUAGCCCAGAUGAAGAUGGCUGAGGGUGCUUCUGCUGGACUGUCCUAUGCUGAACCAGGAGACGUGGAGUGUGAUUUCUGUGCAGAGAUAAAGCUCAAGGCCGUGAAAUCCUGUCUAGUAUGUCUAGCAUCUUUCUGUGAGACCCAUGUCCAACCUCACUACAAAGCACCUGCCUUCAAAAGGCAUGACCUCAUUGAGGCAACUGUGAACCUCCAAGAGAAGAUCUGCCCUAAUCAUGGCCGUCUACUCGAGAUGUUUUGCCGCACAGAUCAGGUGUGCAUCUGUAUGUUGUGUGCUGCAAAUGACCACAACGGCCAUGACAUGGUCUCAACAACUGCAGAAGUUACUGCAAAAAAGGUGAUGCAGCUUACAUUUAACCCAAAACUUUGGGUUUGAAUUCGCAAGUUC